AUGGUGAAGGACGUGCGUCGUGUUGCAAAGACCAAUGCUAUGCGAGAAGUCAAGCCCAUUGAAGACUCCGAGUUGUCGUCAUUACUUAAGGAGAACGCGCUUCGGUCGACUGCUUUGAACUUGGACUUCCGACGAAAAGGUUUUCCGAUCCGUACGGGGUUAGCGGCCGCAAGUCUCUUUAUACUGGGCUCCGCCUUAAUCUACAUAAGCAUGCUCAUUGGUCUCGACGAAGAGAACCGCGGUCUGUCCUUCUUGAUCCUCGGCCUUAUGGCCUUUAUUCCGGGCAGCUAUGCAAGCUACCAGCUCUACGGUGCAUGGAAAGGUUGGAAAGGUUAUCACUAUGACCAAAUUCCAUCCUACGACGACUAA
This is a messenger RNA of Peronospora farinosa, 369 nucleotides long. The record is from the annotation of a GenBank genome assembly. Lineage: Eukaryota; Oomycota; Peronosporomycetes; Peronosporales; Peronosporaceae.